This is a messenger RNA of Bubalus bubalis (water buffalo), 2505 nucleotides long. Its product is annotated as olfactory receptor 2AE1. Gene Ontology annotation, molecular function: olfactory receptor activity; G protein-coupled receptor activity. Gene Ontology annotation, cellular component: membrane. Gene Ontology annotation, biological process: G protein-coupled receptor signaling pathway. The record is from RefSeq and is a predicted model, not a curated record. NCBI's taxonomy places the organism in Eukaryota, Metazoa, Chordata, Mammalia, Artiodactyla, Bovidae.
AUUCCUGACAUCACAUUUCAUCUCCACUUCCUAUUUCCCAGGGGCUGAGGACGGGGAGACGUGGCAGAGGAAUCAGUCCUCUCUGGCAGACUUCGUCCUGGAAGGGCUCUUUGAUGACUCUCUCGCCCACCUUUUCCUUUUCUCCUUGACCAUGGUGGUCUUCCUUAUUGCUGUGAGUGGCAACAGCCUCACCCUUCUCCUCAUCUGUGCUGACCCCCGGCUUCACACACCCAUGUCCCUCCUCCUCAGCCAGCUCUCCCUCAUGGAGCUGAUGCACGUCUCCACCACCAUCCCCAAGAUGGCAACCAACUACCUCUGUGGCCAGAAGUCCAUCUCCUUUGUGGGCUCACUUCCUCUAUCCUUUGUGGGCUGUGCAACCCAGCACUUCCUCUAUCUGACUCUGGGAGGUGCAGAGUGUCUUCUCCUAGCUGUCAUGUGCUAUGACCGCUGCGUUGCCCUCUGUCGUCCACUGUACACUCUUCUCAUGGCGACACUAAUGAUGGCUGCCGUGUCUUGGUUGGGAGCGUCCCUGAAUUCCCUAAUUUACACGGCAGUCCUGAUGCACCUCCCUUUCUGUGGGCCUCGGCAAAUCCACCACUUCUACUGUGAGUUUCCAGCUGUUGUGAAGUUGGUAUGUGGAGACAUCACUGUGUAUGAGGCCACAGUGUACAUCAGCACCCUCCUCCUCCUCCUCCUCCCCAUCGUCUUGAUUUCUACAUCCUAUGUCUUCAUCCUCCACAGUGUCAUUCAGAUGCGUGGGAGUAAGAGAAAGGCCUUUGCCACUUGCAGCUCUCACCUCACUGUGGUUUCCCUCUGGUUUGGUGCUUCCAUCUUCUCAUACGUGAGGCCCAGGUCCCAGCACACUCCACUGCAAGACAAAGUUGGUUCUGUGCUCUACAGCAUCAUCACUCCCACAUGGAAUCCACUGAUUUAUACUCUCCGGAAUAAGGAUGUAGCUAAGGCUCUGAGGCGGGUGCUGGGGAGAGACUUUAUCAUUAAAAGAUCGCAAGUGCAGUUCUCCUGAGCACAUUAGUGGGAUUCUCAUCAGCUCCGUCAAUUGUUCUCUGUAAACUGCAAUGAUUUUUUCAAGGGUCCGGAGCCUUGAUGACUACUGCAAAAUUGCAGUGGUUAACAAACAUUUCCAGUACUCUCACUUGCUCUCAGGCAUCGAAGCCCCAUACAGUAGCGUCUUAGUCCAUUUGGGCUGCUGUAACAACACGACCAAGACUUGGUGACUUAGACAACAGACAUUAUUUCUCACAGUUUCGGAGGCUGAGUCGUACAAAGAUCAAGUCUUCACAGUGCUAGACACUCUUUCAUUUCCUUUUGAUCUCUUUUCAAGUGGAAUCUUGCCCAAACAUGCCUCCCUGAUGAGCCUAUUUAAAGCAGCCUCUUCACUCUUUGUCUCCUGAUCCUACCUAAUGAUCAUACUUCCCUGAUAUUGUAUAACAUUCUAUUCUUACUAUGUGCUUCCUAGAGUGAAAUUUUCAAGAGGGUAAGGAGUUUUACUUUGUUUUCUGUUGUCUCACCAAUGCCAAGAAAAGACAUUUUUUGGCAUGAAAUAAGUACUCAAUAACUACUUGUUUAUGGAUUAAUAAAUGAAAGGGACCUAGAUUGUCUUACUAGCUCAUGUGACAUGAAAGAUAGCCACAUAUUAAUCCCAUGUAGAUGCAGAGACUUGACAUCUCAGUGAACUUUCCUGGAGUCUAGUGGGCUGAGGGAUGCCAAAGCCACAGCCAAAUAUCUAGAUCUUGCUUUUCCUACUAGUUAUUCAGUCCUGGGACCAUCUUCAGAAGAAAAAUACUUAAUGCUUGAGAGCAAAGUUAUGCUUUCUUUGAUGCGUAAGUAUUUUCUCUUUGAGAAACAGCUUUUCACCAUUCUAUAAUAAGAUGAGCUGCCCAUCAUGAGUAGGGUUAUGUUAUACACAAAGCCCUAAGGUUGGAUUUGUGUUGUAACACUCCAAUAUCAAGUAGAAUUUUCAGAGAAAUGAUGCCUGGGUUAUUCCUGAAGGCACAAGGGUCUGAUAUAAGCAGCUAGCUCACAAUCCUAGUUACAGAGAGUGGCUGUUCUUCUGCUACGCCCACCCCCACUCUCUACACACAUACACGAACAACUACGACCUUGUCCAGAAUGCUAUAGGCUUAUCUGGGAAUGAAACAAUCUGAGCUAAGUUGCUGAAUGGUUAUUCAUGUAACACUAACAUCUGCCAAAAGUAAAUAGUAUAGCGCGUUAUGACCCCACCUUGAGGAGAGUUACUGUUGUUCACUGUUGUUCAGUUGCUUAGUCGUGUCCAGCUCUUUGCGACCCCGCAGACUGCAGCACGCCAGGCUUCCCUGUCCUUCACUAUCUCCUGGGGUUUGCUCAGACUCAUGUCCAUUGAGUUGAUGAUGCCACCUAACUCUAUAAUUGUAAUUAUUCUUGAUAUAUUCUAGAUAUUAACCCUUUGUCUUAUAAAGGGCUUACAAAUAUCUCUGUCAUUCCAUUGGUUGCCUUUUACUCUGUUGA